Penicillium waksmanii is the source of this 1074-nucleotide messenger RNA. RefSeq names its product ferritin-like domain-containing protein. The transcript has 5 exons. The record is from RefSeq and is a predicted model, not a curated record. Bases 1 to 1074 code for a protein of 357 amino acids. Lineage: Eukaryota; Fungi; Ascomycota; Eurotiomycetes; Eurotiales; Aspergillaceae.
AUGAAGCUCACUAGUAUUGCUUUGGCCAGUGCUGCUGUUGGCCUUGCCCAAGCUGGCCCAGUCACUAAGCGUGCAAUCAGCGAUGCCGACAUCCUCAACUACGCGUUGACUCUCGAGCACCUCGAGGCUGCUUUCUACGAGGAAGGUCUUAAGAACUACACCCAGGCCGACUUUGUCAACGCUGGGCUCAAGGACCCCUUCUAUGCCAACUUGCAGGAGGUUGGCAAGGACGAGCAGUCCCACGAGGCAUUCCUCACCUCGGCCCUGAAGGCUGCCGGUGCAUCCCCCGUUGCACGAUGUAGUUACUCUUUCCCUGCUACAGAUGCGAAGUCUUUUGCUAGCCUCGCUAGUGUGUUGGAGGGUGUCGGUGUCAGCGCCUACCUAGGUGCCGCUGCCAGCAUCAUGAACGAGACAUACCUCACUGCGGCCGGUAGCAUCCUCACCGUCGAAGCCCGCCACAGUGCCUACCUGCGUGCUGCCCUUGGCGAGGCACCCUCCGCCCAGCCCUUCGACAACCCCCUCGAUUUCAACGAAGUGUAUACCCUUGCGGCCCCCUUCAUCACCUCUUGCCCAUCAAGCAAUGGCAAGCUUCCCGUCAAGGCGUUCCCUACCCUCACCAUGACCUCAACGAGUACCGCUAUGACUGGAUCCCAGGUUCAGCUCAUGGCCGGUGAAGGCAUGAACUCCUCCGACGCAAGUGGCCUCUUUGCUGCCUUUAUCACCGUCACCGGUCCCGUCUGGGCCCCUCUCACAUCCAAUGGAAGCGGCAAAUACACCGUCACUAUCCCCAAGGGUAUUGCUGGCCAGAGCUAUGUUGUUCUUACCAAGGGCAACAAGCAGGCCACGGACGACAACAUCGUUGCCGGUCCCGCUAUUAUCGAGGUUGGACAAAAGAUGGGAGCUAUGGGUAGUAUGACAACACCUACUUCGUCCAUGACUGGUCCUAUGAGUAGCACUUCACCGUCGAAGUCGGCCUCUUCUACUCCCAUGUUCAACGGGGCCAAUGACAAAAAGGUCGGGUUGGCUGGUGUGACGGGCGCGGGUCUUUUCGCUGCGGUCGCCAUGUUGGUUUAA